Stylophora pistillata is the source of this 3190-nucleotide messenger RNA. RefSeq lists its product as uncharacterized. Gene Ontology annotation, molecular function: protein-folding chaperone binding. The record is from RefSeq and is a predicted model, not a curated record. NCBI's taxonomy places the organism in Eukaryota, Metazoa, Cnidaria, Anthozoa, Scleractinia, Pocilloporidae.
UGUAAUGGCGGAUGUUAGUGACGUUGUGGAGGCAACUUAUCUAACUUCUGAAAAUCUGAACGGAAGAGCUCUUUUGCACUGAGCUUUACAGCACAAAGCUAUCGGAUGGAAAUGUAUCAAGGUUGUACACCUGGUUAUCCGCCUCUCCCUCAAGGCUGGGAGAUGAAAGUGGACCCUGUUUCUGGAAAACCGUUCUUCAUCGAUCAUAAGACGCGGACAACAUCUUGGGAAGAUCCCAGAGUUAGGCAGAAACCUUACCCGGGACCUGGUGGAUCCUUGGGAAAUCAGAGUCCUUCCCAGACAUUACAGUUACCAUCUAGUCAGCAGUACUCUACACCAGUACCAUCAUCUCCAGGUCAACUCUACCAAAUGCCUCCUUCGGGGCAAGUUUCUCAAAGCCCAGUGUCAAACCCUGGUCAACCUUUUCCAGUGUUACCUGACCAGUCAAACCAAUUGCCACCUGGUCAGUUGAACCACAUGUUACCUGGUCAAUCCCAUCAGAUUAUAUCAAAUCAACAAAACCAAGCUCCAGCUCCAUCAAGCCAAAUGCCACCCCCUCAGUCAAGCCAAAUGCCACCUAGUCAGCCAAGCCAAAUGGUUAUUGGUCAGCCAAAUCUAAUACCAUCUAGUAGUCAGUCAAACCAAAUGCCACAUGGUCGUUCGAGCCAAAUGCCACAUGGUCACCCAAGCCAAAUGCCACCUGGUCAGCCAAACCAAAUGUCAUCUGGUCAAUUAAACCGUGUGAUCCCGGGUCAACCAAAUCAGAUGGCUCCUGGAGGACACUUUUAUUCAGCACCAGGGCCAAGUCCUUCCCAACCUUAUCAGGCACAGCCAAUGAUUCAAGGCCAACCACAUCAGACUCCAAGGUCAGAUUCUAGUCAACCAUAUCAGCUGCCAGUGUCUACCACUGGUCCAAUUUAUGAAAUUUCAUCCCAGAACACCAGUCAGGGAUAUCAGUAUCCUCCUGUUAAUUCUGCAUCAGCCUCAAAUGGGUCACCAAAACUUGGUCUUCCCCGUCAAUCAAGUCAACAAUAUCCAACAUCAUAUCCAGGUCAACCAUAUCAGAUGCCUGCUUCAAACCCUGAUCAGUCUUAUCAACCUCACUCUUUAAAUCCUGGCCAAUUUUAUCCAGGUCAGCCUGCACAGAGUCCCUUACCUCCCCCACAAACAAGCCAAGCAUACCAAACUCCAACAUCAGCUCCUGGUCAACCAUACCAGGUACGGCCAUAUCAAUCUUCACCUCAGAAUCACGGCCAGGGUCCACCACAACCUAAUGUACAGACAAUGCAGGCAACAGGACCAGGAGGGUAUCAAGCCCAUCCGACACCAGGACAGGUUGCUAAUCAAGCUCAUCCUUCAGGAAAGCUACCCAUACCAACUGUAGUGGGCCCAGCGGCUUCACAGCUCCAGCAACAGCAGCAAGUAAUGCCACCCUCCCCUGUACAACCAAAGCCACCUGGAGUACAAUCUUAUCAUCAUCAUCCAUACCAAAAUAAUUAUAAUUACUCCUCACCCCACGCACAAAGUAUCCCAGGAAAUAGGACUAUUAAACAAGAAAAUCAAGGUUAUGGCCCAACUCAUGUGGGACAACCACUUCAAAUGGCAGAUGGAAGAAGUCAGUCCUAUACUCAAAUUGCUCCAUCACAAGCUACCCAAUGGGCUCCCCCAUUUGCACGUCCUGCACCAACAUCUUUGUAUGGUCACACAUCAUCUCCAUACCCAGGUGCUCCUCCGGUGUCAUAUACAGGUGAACAGUCAAUGACUCAGCAGCCACAAUCCCAAAAUCCACCACCUGGUUACCCAACUAAUUCUUAUGCAGUUGGUUCAGGAUACACAAACCUUGGUCAACAGCCAGGUUUUCCAGGCAGACAGCCCUAUGCUCAGUCAACUCCUCCAAUGUAUGGUUCAGGUUACCACCAGCCAGGUUUAGUUGAACCCCGGAGUAAUUUCAUAUCACGGAGAUCACCUUUAUCAGAUUCUAAAAUUAAUUCAAUUGAUACACUACUUUGUCAUGCAGAGGAACUGGAACCAAGAGUGUUGUCUUUUGCAGGAAGUAGAGGUGACAGAGAGUUUAUUUAUCUUGAUGAACAACUAACAAAACUGAUCUUGGAUCUUGAUAAAGUACAGACUGAUGGAUUAGAAGAUGUAAGAGUGGCCCGCAAGUCUGCCAUUCAAAGAAUACAAUUUUUGAUUGAUACGUUAGAGAAUAAGGGCUGAAGAAGCUACAGAAGACAUACAAGCCUGUUGUCCAUUGAACAUUAAUUUAGUCAAUAUAAUUAUAUGUUAUUCGAAAAGCUGUUAAUAAGUAGUUUAGACUAGUCAGAAAUGGUAAUUGCUUUCCACUGAGUGACUUCAAUAUUUUAGCUGCAUUUAUUGCCUUCUUUUUCUAUGUGGUUUUGACACCAAAUGACAGGAAUAUGUCACGUAGGCAUGUCCUUCAUGGAAAUUUCUCACUUUAACUUACAAGAAUAGAGUGAGUUACAUGAGAUAUCAAAGAAAGAUUAAAUUUUGAGUAUUUCUAUGAACAAGUUAGUGAGCUAUGCCCCUAAAAAUAUUAGUUAUGUCAUUUAAAUUUAUUAGGGGAUGACAUAGCACAAAGAUAUAUAAUGAGAAAGUUUUUCAGCUAGGAAUCAGAGUUUCAAACAGUAUUUUACAUGUGUUUAGAGUUAAAUAUUAAGCAUUAUUUUUUUAUUUCUUUUAUCGACUGUAACAAAGUAGACAACUAAAUGUAAGGAGUCCUCCAGUAGGUGAAAAAGGACUUUGAACUGUUUUUCUUGUAAAACUUUUUUUUCUAGCUUUUAAUUACUGCUUUUUUUUCUGACCUAAAUACUUACCGGUAAGUUGAAUAUUUUUAGUGACAUUCCACUUUAGUUGCUCUCAAUUAUUAAUAAUGUUAAUAUUCAUAGUUGAGCCACUAUUGAACCCUGUUACUAGUAAACAGUUAUAGGUUACUGUGAAGGCCAACAUGUGACUCUUCUUCUCAAGAAAAAUUGGUAGUUUGCGAAAAGAUGUUCAUUGCUCUUCCUAGUGCUUGAGUUUCAAUUGCAAUCUUAUGUUCUCUAACAAAUGUUAAACUUUAAUUUGGGUCAUGCAAACAAAAAACUGCAUGAAGUGUUCCUGCAUUUACUAUAUUUCAAAUUAUAGCAAAUAUUUUACUCCUGUCAAUAAAGUGCUACAAACUAGAAGUGUA